Messenger RNA from Ilyonectria robusta, 2049 nucleotides. Its product is annotated as heterokaryon incompatibility protein-domain-containing protein. The coding region runs from base 1 to 2049 and encodes 682 amino acids. The record is from RefSeq and is a predicted model, not a curated record. Lineage: Eukaryota; Fungi; Ascomycota; Sordariomycetes; Hypocreales; Nectriaceae. The transcript has 4 exons.
AUGGAUCAAGAACCGGCUGGCCUUGCUUCUGAUUCGGAUUUCGAAUCCGACAGUGAGCUGUCUGCGGGACAGAAAUCAUCCACAUGGCCACCGGCCCCGGACAACAGCAGAAAAUGCAGGUUCUGCGUCGGUCUCACCAUCAGUGGCCUUUUCCAGCUAGCACAAGAAUAUUCUAAGACGAGCGUAUUUUCACCUUGGGGAAACAAGCCCUAUGAGCAUCACGCUUCGUUGGAAGACCUUGAAAAAUCUGCCGAAUUUGGUUGUGACUUCUGUCACUUCAUGAUUGAAUGUACAAAGAGGGGUCGGUUUUAUGAGACUGAGUUUCGAGAAGGAGGAGUUUCCAUCGAUGAUUAUCAGGUGGCCGAAGAUUGGGAACUUAUGGGCAAAUCGCUCUAUGCAACGGCGAAGGAAAUGAACAAGCCCUCGCCUAUAACGCUGGCCAUAUUUAACGGAAUGAGCCCUAGUUCGCGCACCGGCAUGAACAAACGUAGGAUCUAUGAGACCCUUUGGGUCAACGUUGGUCAGCUACCUUCGAUAAAUCUGAACCUUACAAUUUCUCGAGAUAAAAGAAUGUAUUGUGAGGGAGUUCAGGUUGGUCGGCAACUCUUGAUCCGCGAGAUGGGGUCUCCAGUCAACCUCGGCAUUGCUAAAGGUUGGCUGGAUGAUUGCAGAGACAACCACACGCUAUGUCGCCCGGUCGGGAGCUCGCCGCUUCCGACCGAAAUACCAGAACGGCUCACCAAAGAAACUCGACCCACCCUUCUUUCCUCGAUCCAAAUCGCCAACUUACCUGCCAACUUCCGAGAUGCUACUCACGUCACUCGGCAGCUUAAUAUGCAAUAUCUCUGGAUCGAUGCCUUAUUUAUAGUACAAGACAGCAGAGAAGAUUGGGCAGCCGAGUCUGCAAAGAUGGACUCGAUUUAUCAAGACGCGACAUUGACUAUAUUUGCUGCAGAAUCUAAAGGAAGUAGGGAAGGUUUUCUCAAAACGGCGAUCCAGCCGCAACCAACUCCUACGACGCUCAGGGUAUUCACGAACCCCGACAUUCAGACUUCGGUAUUAGUGACAGGGAGGGCGGUUGAAGAAGAGAGUUUCUAUGACAUGGAAUCCCGUUCGGCGUUAGCCCGUCGUGGCUGGGCCUACCAGGAAUCCUAUUUAUCUCGCCGAUCUCUCUACUUCGGGGCUCGCCAGCUCUAUUGGGAGUGUUUUGAGGCAGUCGAUAACCUCGAGGAACUUUUGCCCGCCUUGACAAUUUACAAAAGCAAGAUGAUCCUGCCCGAUGCCUCCGGAAAACUUGAGAAGGGUGAUUCAACGACCGCGCGAAGGCAGUUUUACGAGGUGGUCUCCGGCUAUACCAAUGAUAAAGCCCUAAGCCGCAGUGAAGACAAGUUGCCCGCGUUUUCCGGCCUGGCGAAGAGAUUCCAUCCUUUUUUUGGUGGCGAAUAUCUUGCCGGCCUUUGGAGCGAAGACUUUUCCAGCGGGCUCCUUUGGUCUCAUGCUUUCAGCGCCCUUUCGUCGUCCUAUACGGCCGUGGAGCCUUAUUGUGCGCCAUCAUGGUCAUGGGCAUCGGAUGACGGAUGGAUCAUGGAUUUUGUCCAACCAUCUCAGACCUUCCUUGAACUUCACGGCUGGGAUAUCCAGCCCCGAAGCCGCCACAAUCCCUAUGGAGAAAUAGACCCAGGGGGCGAGUCAGCCAGGCCUUCCGUUAUCGUCAGCGGCCAAACAAUGCUUUUCGUCAGAACGAAAGAUAUAGAUGAUAACGGUGACAGGCCAAGUUGCGGGGAUGUCUACUUUGACGUGCUUGAGGGACCAGAAGAGAUGGUGGCCCGCAGUACCGACUCUAAUCAACGACACAUCUGUCUCUCUAUUGUUGAUGACGUCAAGAUUGAAUCCUAUAUUUACCGUCAAGAUUGGCUAGAGGAGGACGAGGAUGUACCAGAUCCACCCUCGGAACUCUCAGACGAAUAUUUGGUUCUUGCCGUGGGCUCAACCGAUCAGAAUCCUACUGUUUGGGGAUUGGUUUUGCGGAAGUCCGGGGACGCAUUUUAG